CUUAAACUUUCAUUCUCUUUUUCUUUGUUCACAUUUUUGGCCGGUUACAAUUUCAAGUCAGAGUAAAAAUAAUAGGACACAAGAACAUAUUCCAAGAUGAUGACCAGACCGCGACUCACUAUCAGCAACAAGGCGCUUGUAUGUCAGGACAACGACUUGCGCGGAAACAUUACAGUUGGUGCUAGAACGGUGCUUCAUCCUCAAUGUAAAGUAUGGGCAACCGGCGGAUCAAUUAUUUUCGGUAGCGGAAACAUUGUUGAGGAAAAUGCCGUCAUUAUCAAUAGGGGACCAGAUGCUCUGAUUAUUGGCGACAAUAAUGUCUUUGAAGUUGGAAGCGUGAUGGAAGGUGCAAAGAUUGGUAACCGCAACACAUUAGAAGUUCGAUCACACGUAAAGAGCGGAACAUGGCUAGGCGACGAUUGUGUGAUUGGGGCUGUAUGUUCAACAAACGAAGGGGAAGUUCUUGAAGACAGAACCGUGAUUUAUGGUACCAAUAAUGAACGCCGGACUUACGCAGGGAAUCGUGCGAGUAAUAUAACUAUCCAUACCAGACAUCUCGAAUAUUUGAUGCAGACAUUGCCAAAGUUCAAUCAUGCACGGUCAUCGUCUUGAUCCUUUACAAAUGAUUAUCAAAGUGUCAGAUCAAUAAUAAAAGAAAAAUAAGUUUAUAUCUUUGGCUAG
Messenger RNA from Lobosporangium transversale, 681 nucleotides. RefSeq names its product trimeric LpxA-like protein. Gene Ontology annotation, cellular component: dynactin complex. Gene Ontology annotation, molecular function: dynein complex binding. Bases 97 to 612 code for a protein of 171 amino acids. NCBI's taxonomy places the organism in Eukaryota, Fungi, Mortierellomycota, Mortierellomycetes, Mortierellales, Mortierellaceae. The record is from RefSeq and is a predicted model, not a curated record. The transcript is spliced from 8 exons. Gene Ontology annotation, biological process: mitotic spindle organization.